This is a messenger RNA of Cylindrotheca closterium, 1308 nucleotides long. Lineage: Eukaryota; Bacillariophyta; Bacillariophyceae; Bacillariales; Bacillariaceae. The record is from the annotation of a GenBank genome assembly.
AUGAACAUCUCCGAACAUGCCAAGAAACACGGCACGGUCUAUCAAAUCCAAUGCGAAACCCAAAACAAAGGAAAACGCGUGGCGUCUUCCAAAAGACGCAUUCGUUGGAGGUUUGGAUUUGCCAACUUACAAGCGGGCAAAACCGGCAAGGACUGUCGCGGAGCCGAACACGAGGUGGUCUUUGUAUGGUCCUUGAAUUCGGGCAAACAAUUGAUUCUAGCAGACGGGCAUGAGGUUCAUUGGGCCAAGAUUGGACGCAAGGAAAAAUUAGAAGUGGAUUGGAACAUGAGCAAUGGCAAUCACAAGCUCAAGGUGGUGGCCGAGCCGAGCGUCAAGUCUCGCAAGUCGACGGAUUCCCGACAGUUUGAUUUGUUGAUUGAUGGAAUCUCCUUUUCGGAUUUGCCCAGCAUUUAUCAAUUGGGAACGGAUGCUGCUGGUUCUUCCAGAACUUCUACUGCUGUUAGGAGUAGUGGAAAACCCGUGCUGCGGCAGGAAUCUCGCAGUUAUUCCAUGCCGGAUCUGUUGAGCCUUCCACAGCAACACACUCCGCCACCCCAGAAAACGAUGCAACAGCAAUCGCCAACUAGUUCUAUAGAUAUGACAGUCUUUGAUAACGGUGUUGGUGGUGUGGAAGUUCAAUUUCAGCAACCACCACUACCACCACAACAACAUCAGUGCCAACGAUCUCAGUCGGCAACGACUCUUCCACAAACGCAACCACUACCACAACAGCAAAAUCAACAACACCAGUAUCAACGAUCCCAUUCGGUGUCUUCUCCACAAAGAUCCCAAGCAACAGCAGCAGCAGCGGCUUCUUACAAUUACUCUUGGAACGAUGCCACGGCCAUGGUUCCAACUCCCCAACAAGCGUACCACUCCCGGAAUAGCUGGCAACCCCCAACGGCCCAUCAACAGCAACAACAACCACAAAUUUACAAUUGGAACGAUGCUGCUUCUCCUCAAAAACGAGGUUCCAUUGGAUCGUACGCCAGUAGCAGCAAUGCGAGCAGCAAUCCCUUUUUGACUCCACAAAAGUCAUUGAGUGGUUACUCGACUCCAACGUCCUCUGUCAAUCCAGGCUACGACUCGGACUUGAAUGACUCGCCUUUGUCGCAAGCCUUGAAAUCCUUGGGAUUGGAUACUUCGGCCCACAAUACUUCGUGUUCGGUGCAGGAUGAUCACAGUGUCACUUCUCAUUUGAGCGUGACAUCCAACCCUUUUGAUUUUGUGCAACCCUCCGUCCAAACCUAUUUGCCAACACUCAUGAUACCACAAGUGCAGCAACCGCAACCAAAUGCACAAUGGUAA